GCACCCUGGGGUGAGGCAUUGGGCGCUGGCCCCUUAAGGGCCCCUGAUGAGCUAUAUCGGGCCCACCUGCCUGGGUUCCGGCAGCUUCCGCAGCCCCAGCCGGAGAUGGAAGAUGCAAGAGGUCAUUGCGGGGCUGGAGCGGUUCACCUUCGCCUUCGAGGAGGAUGUCGAGAUGCAGAAGGGCGCUGGGCUCCUGCCUUUCCCGGGCAUGGACAAGUCGGCCUCAGCUGUGUGCAACUUCUUCGCUAAAGGGCUCUGUGAGAAAGGGAAACUCUGCCCCUUCCGACAUGACCGAGGGGAGAAGAUGGUGGUGUGUAAGCACUGGCUCCGGGGGCUGUGCAAGAAGGGUGACCACUGCAAGUUCCUGCACCAGUAUGACAUCACCAGGAUGCCUGAGUGCUACUUCUACUCCAAGUUUGGUGACUGCAGCAACAAGGAGUGUCCCUUCCUCCAUGUGAAGCCAGCUUUCAAGUCCCAGGACUGUCCUUGGUAUGACCAAGGUUUCUGCAAGGACGGUCCUCUGUGUAAAUACCGCCAUGUCCCCAGAAUAAUGUGUCUCAACUAUUUAGUUGGCUUCUGCCCCGAGGGACCCAAGUGCCGAUUUUCUCAGACGAUCAGAAAGGCACUCCUUUUCCUCACCCAUGGCCAGGUGUCUAAUACAAGAGAUGGCGGCGAGGCCAUUCCAGCCAGCAUGCAGGCGUGUGCUGCUGCCCUGUUCCUGCUGUCGGACCUACCUGCUACUCGCUGGGCACUGACUUCAUCAAACAAAUCCCAAUUAGCAUCACAUUCCUUGCUAUAACAGCCUAAAGAGAAACUUUUCCAAGUGCCCGGAACCAGCAACAGAACGCAACAGUCAAACUCCAGCCUCACCUUUUUGUACAGCUCCCAAGAGCCUCAUUAGAGAGAAGUUGGAGGUUGUAAGUCUGGUAGGGGGUUCCAAACUCCUUAUAUGAGUUGAGCUUCUUUCCAACAAAGAAACUAUGGUUCCAAACAGAAGUCACUGUCAUUGUUUACCGAAACGUACCCCCUUCCCCAAUAUCCAGUUCUGAAGGAUCCAGGGCUAAGCCUCAGGAAAAGCAUAUUCUAAACAGGUGAAGUAAAGAUUUCUGCAUUGAACUGCA
This is a messenger RNA of Piliocolobus tephrosceles (Ugandan red Colobus), 1121 nucleotides long. It is a transcript of the gene CPSF4L, whose product is annotated as cleavage and polyadenylation specific factor 4 like. The record is from RefSeq and is a predicted model, not a curated record. Gene Ontology annotation, molecular function: RNA binding; metal ion binding. The transcript has 7 exons. Gene Ontology annotation, cellular component: mRNA cleavage and polyadenylation specificity factor complex. Bases 47 to 799 code for a protein of 250 amino acids. Lineage: Eukaryota; Metazoa; Chordata; Mammalia; Primates; Cercopithecidae.